AUGGAAUUAGGGGAGUUUGCCACUCUCUGCAAAGGUCACUGGCUCAAUCCAGUGGAACUGACCAUUUUUGACUUCAGGAAGGUGGGUCUCAGGUUCAGGAAGAAGCCGGACAGCCCUCAGGAGGCAAAACUGCCCAAGAUUGCCCUGCACCUAGGCACAAAUGAGAACUCCAAUUACAAGUUCUCAUCACCUGACCGGAACAAGACCUUGCUUGAGCCUGUCCCAUCCGAGCUGGUGUUUCAGAACUAUGUCCUUGGCAAGGUCUGUGAAAUGCCCCUGCUUCUGAGGAAUAGAGACAAGGUUACUCAGCUGGUGAAGGUCACUAUGGACAACUCACCUUAUUUCAAGUUGGUUGGCCCCAAUGGUGUGUGCCAUCAGAUACCACCGGGCUCAUUUUGUACUAUAAACAUCCUUUUCACCCCUGAGGGGAGCAAGGAUCAUUUCCACCAGCUUGUCUGCAUCAGUGAAAGGGAAAAGGUCUUUGUGCCAAUCCGAGCCAUUGGUGCCCGCCCAGUCUUGGACUUCCCUGACCAGCUGGACUUCUCGUCAUGUCCAGUCAACCACAGCACCCAGAAGACUCUGCUGGUUCACAACACUGGGAACCUGGAAACCUGUUACAGCCUCAGCACUGAGAGCCCUUUCACUGUCGGUCCAGCCACCGGAACCCUCGAUGUUGGUGAAGCCAUGCAAGUGACAGUGGAAUAUCACCCGCUGGAGACCGGGCACCAUUCCACAUCCCUGGCAGUGCACUGCGACAGAGGUGAAGAUACCCACACCAGACUUCUUGGAAAAGCUAAGGACUUCAACAUCGGGCUGGACAAGUACUCUCUGGAACUUGACAAGACUUAUCUCACACUGUCAAGUCACAGAACCACAGCCAUCCACAACAGAAGUAACAUCACAGCCCGAUUCCAGUGGAAGGCUUUUGCUACUGAGGCAGAGGAGUAUCCGCAGAAGAUCAGGCUGUGUCACAAUCUGUCUCGGCCACCCCAGGAGAUAGCAAAGGCUCUUGUGAUGAAGCGCUAUGAGGAGCUUGACCUGUACGACCGUGAGUUGGAGAAGGAGACAGCAAAGAUUCAAGCAGACCCCAUGCUGUUCUCAGAUGAUGUUUUCACCAUUGAGCCCUUGGAGGGAGAGGUUGGGCCACAUUGUUCAGCUGAAAUCAAGGUGUUCUUUAAACCCCGAGAAGCCCAAGUCUAUAGAAAAGUGGCCUACUGUUCCAUCUCAGGCCGUGAGAGCAGGCUGCCCCUGUGCCUCACAGGGGAAGGCCUCGGGCCCUGCCUCCAACUCAACUCUGAGGAACUGGACAUGGGGAAAGUUUUGGUUGGAAAAACCUACAGCUAUGAGGCAAUGUUGGUUAACAAAGGAGCUAUUGAUGCUCCCUUUGAGCUCAUCCCUCCAACCACAGCCCACGGCUCCUGGUUCACCUUUCGGCCCCAGCAGGGCAUCAUUCCACCCAGUGGGCUCCAGCCCAUCCAGAUCUCCUUCAGUUCCAGCACCCUGGGGGAGUUCGAGGUAGAAUUCCAUUUCAACGUGACAGAAUCCCCUAAGCCUGUGACCUUGACUAUCAGGGGCCACGUCACCGGACUGAGCCUGCAUUUCAGCACAGGUGGCCUUGACUUCAAUGACGUCUCCUUUGGCUUUCCUCAGACCUUGUCGUGCCGCCUGAUCAACACCUCCGUGGUGCCCAUCACCUUCCACCUUCGCAUUCCUGAGGACGGCCAGGGACAGCCCAGCCUUAGGAGCUUUGAUCAAGUGAAAGACAACGCUCACCCCUCCUGGGAAAAAGGCACAUUGGCUCCAUGUCACGAGAAGCCAGUGGAAUUCACCAUAAGACCCAGCACAGCGACCAUCCCUUCCCAGGGAUCCCAGGAGAUCAGGGUCACGCUGUGUUCCAAUGAUGUGGGACGAUACGACUAUGAUAUGGUGGUGGACGUGGAUGGUUUUGGCAAGGAGGUGUUGGCUCUGCGCCUCAAAGCCAGAUGUGUCGUUCCUGAGCUGCGUUUGCUCACCUCCACCCUCGACUGUGGACCGUGCUCUGCAAAGGUCCCUUGCCAGAAGAUGCUGAUCCUUGUGAACCCGAGCCCCCUUCCAGGAUGCUACAGAGUUCUCCCUCAGAGACACCAAGAGGCCGCUGCUCUGUGGUACUCCAGCCCCAAGCCGUGUGGGAUUAUCCAGGGUCACAAUGUGGUGGAGAUCCCCAUUACAGUUGAAGUCCAGGCGGUGGGUGCUCAUUCCAUCCCGGUGGAUAUCGCUGUGUUCGGGAAGGAGAGAUCCCCACUGCAAAUGCAUUUAAUGUGUACUGGAAAGACACCGCUUGUCUAUGCAAGUGUGAAUAAGAUAAACUUCGGCAAGAUCCAAGUGAUACAGAACACUUCCCAAACUCUCCAGCUGUGCAAUCUGGGUCUCAUCCCUGCAGCCUUCAGAGCAGAGAUCGGUGGCAAAUGCUGGAGUAUUGAACCCAGGGAAGGAGUGGUCCCUGCCAAGGCUGAGGUUCCUGUGGUUGUCAUGGCAAACCUGGGUGACACAGGGAGAUUUGAGGACAGCAUGAAGCUGUUUGUUGAGAACAGCCUUACCAGUGUCAUCCCCAUCCAGGCUGUGGGCACUGGCACCACAAUUGCCAUUGACAAACCGUUUGCUCCGGAGCUGAAUUUGGAACCCCAGUUCAACCUCGUUCCCUGCAUUUUCCGGUUCAACGUGACAAACAAGGGGCAGCAGUUCCAGCGGCUGUACUGGGGCACCUUUCGACAGCGUCAUCCUCUCCCUGCCCUCAGUGUCACCAAGGGCAGAAACGCUUCCCAGAGACCCACCCCCCCCGUAUUUAAGCUGCAGCCACGGGGGAUGUAUCUGCAGCCAGGCGAGACUAUGGAGCUGAUGCUGGAAGGCUUCUCCAGCACUGUCCAGGAAGUGGAGGAGAAGCUGGUGUGUGAGGCAGCCGUGGGGCCAGAGAUAACAAAGAAAGAGAUAAUCAAGACAAAGGUCACCUGCAAGUUCAUUUCUCCCACGGUGCAAAUAUCAUCCAGAGCAAUCACUUUCUGUGUGGAGAAGACAUCACAUUUAGAGAACUGCAUGGAAACAGAACAGGAUUCUUUCGAAGAGUCAUCAGAUUCAGAGGACUCCCUGGAAACAGAGCAGGAUUCUUCCGAAGAGUCAUCAGAUCCAGAGGACUCCCUGGAAACAGAGGACGAUUCUCCUGAACAGUCAUCAGAUCCAGAGAACUCCCUGGAAACAAAGCAGGACUCCUCCCAAAAGUCAUCAGAUUCAGAGGACUCCCUGGAAACAGAGCAGGAUUCUUCUGAAGAGUCCUCACAUUCAGAGGACUCCCCAGAAGCAAAGGUGCCACCAUACACUGCUGCAGGGCCUCGGAGCUCAGUAGAGACGAAGAGGUCUGGGCAGUCGGCGGAGGUAAAGCCCCCUGGCUUCAGAGUGGAGGAGGUUUUCGACAUCCAGCCGGUGUCCGGUGUGCUGCAGCCGGGCAAGAGCCAGCAGGUGCCCUUCACCUUCUUUGGCCACGCCAACAUCAUCGCCCGUGUCACGGUGCUGUGCCAGGUGGAGGGAGGCCCAACCUACGAGGUGGAGCUGAGGGGGGAGACUUCAGUCCUCACCUACCACCUGAGCGUCGAGGAGAUUGACUGCGGGCUGCAGCUCUUUAAUGAAGUCACCAAAGCAGAGGUCACCCUGCGGAACAACGGGAAGAUGGGAUUCACCUACAUGGUACAGAGCCCCAGCACUGGCACUGCAGACAAGCCUCUGCCUGGUGUGCUCGUGGUCCUGCCCAGCACAGCUUCCAUUGAACCUGGCAAGGAGCAAGUGCUGAAGCUCUAUUACCUGCCAGGAGUGCCAGGAGUCUUCUGCAGGACUUUCCAGGUUCAAGUGGGUCACCUGAAACCGGCAGAAAUCUCCCUGAAAGGAGAGGCAGUCUUUGCCGGGAUCUAUCUGGACCUGCCCUGGAGCAUCAACGGAAGUGAAAAAUACGAGAAACUAUUGAAACAGGCAAAAGAAAAGCUGAAAAAAGACAAGCAGGACAAGAAAGCAAACACUUGGCUGAGGAUGGAGAUGGAGCAGAUGCUGAUAAAGGAGAAUGCUCUGGAGCUGCAGCCAACCCUCAUCUCCCGCCCCCCAGAGGACACUGUCUUUGACAAGAGCAUUCCUCAGAAGCUUGUCCACCUGCGAUGCUGGAAGUCCUACGAAACCGAGCUGAAGAUCAACAUUCGUGGGAACAGCCAGCUCCUCGUGCUGCACAUCUCAGGACAGGGUCUGGAGCCACAGCUGGAGUUCAACCCCACAGAGAUCAAGUUGGGAGCGGUGCUGCCAUGCAGCCCUGAGCUGGAGACGACAGUGGUGGUGAAGAACCCCUGCGAGUUCCCCAUUGAAUUUUACUCCCUGGAGUUUGACGAGGAGUACCGUGAGGAGGAGAAGAUCCUGAUGGGUAAAAAGGGUGCUCAGGCCAAGAAAACUGAGCCCAGCCCUGCGGACAAAGCCAACCAGAAGACUUUCAGUGCUGGACCCCAGAGUGCUUCAGCAACCAAGGAUAUGGCAUCCGACAAACCCCAGAUGGCAGCCGUUUCCUGCGCCACCGCUCCUGCGCCACAGCAACUGACCAUCCUCACCAGGACAGGGAGAAAGGAGAAAAAGAGGAAGUUUUGGAGCUGUGUGCUGCCCGAGGAAUUGCUGGUGGAAAUCAUCUCUGAACGGCUGCAGCUGAGUGACUGCUACAAGGGAGUAGUGUUUGAUGGCCUGGAGACCCUCUUUGCGAGCAGCCUGGCAUCUUCUCUCCUGUGCGUGCUCAAAGCUGUCAGCAAUCGCCCUCAUAUCCAUGUUGUGAACAUCUUCCAGGAUUCUGAGUUUUGGAAAGGCAGGCAGAUAGCUGCAAGAGAGAGGAGGGCAGCUAAAAAACAGCAGAAAGAAGCUGCCCGGAGAGAGGAAGAACGUCUCUGGGAUGUGGAUGUGGAUGAGUACGAAGCCCUCCCUGAGAAGCAGAAAGCUCUGCUUGAUUACAAAAUUGAACAAAUCAAGCGUGAGUGGAAUGAGAGAAGGGAGCUGGAGUGGCUGGCUCGAGAGCGUGAGGAAAGCAAAAAGAUGUUGUCACGAGACUCAAAGAAGCAAGAUAAGCUGCAGAAGAAGAAGAAUGGCUGCUCGGUGAAGUUUAAGCUACCUGCAAAAGAGCAGCAGCAGGAAACCAAAAGCCCAGAGGUCCGGAUGAAGAGCAAAACAACAGCAGCAAAACAACAGCAGCAAGAAACCAAAAUCUCAGAGGUCCCGAGUAAGCAUGAGAGGAUCUUGGACCUGAGGUUUAACAUCUAUGAGUCUUCACAGAAGAGGAUCAGACAUAUUCUGUCAUCCUGGGACAGGGUUCAGGGUAUCAUGAACCAAGUGCCAGACAAGUCCCAGUCUUCUCCUAAACACAAAGAUGAGAAGAAGAGCAGUAAGUCUCCGGAGAAGGCAGAGAAGAAGCCUCUAGAAAAACAUGGCAGCCACAAGAGUCUUCAGUGGGACGGGGAAGUUGCAGAAGGCUCAGUCGGAAGCCAGGAUGCCGGAGUGCCCUGCUUGGACUUCCACAUCACGCGUCGUGAAAAGGUGUUUAGGAGGAUCCUGAAGAGCAAGAAGCUGCCACCAGCAAAGCAGAUCCUGCACUCUCUGGGACUGGGACCUCCCAUUCCCCCUGGCUGUCUUUUCUCCGUGGUCCCCUACCCAGAGGAGGACAGAGUCUCCACAGCAGCACAAGACCUCAGACACUUCAUCCUUGUUGAACCUGAAGGUGCUGCUGCAGAAGAUGAUGUGGCCCCAGAGGCAGAGGCACAGGACCACUUGAAGGAGGGGAAAGCCACGAGCAGACACAAGUCUAGCAAGGAAAAGCAAAACACCCCCCAGAGCCCAAAAAGUCUCCGUGAUCACUCCCCAGAAACACCCAGAAGUUUACCUGAGUCAAAGAAAAGCCAACUGCAGAGUGACUCAACCCUCGAGAGACCUGCCAGGCUGAGAAGGUUCCGGUGGAUUGUUCCUGCCCACAGUGAGGUGGAACUGAAGAUCCACUUCAGCACCACAGUGCCAGGGCAGUUUGACCAGAUGAUGAACUUUGAGAUCCUGGGGUCAAAGCGCCUGUACCAGUUGCCCUGCAGUGCCACUGCCCUGUACCCCAGCAUCAGCCAGAACCCACGGCUGGUGUUUCCUCACUGGAGGAAGAGCAAGGAGAAGGAGGACAUCAUCUUCAAGGAGUAUGUCAUGAGCACAAAGCAGUUCCACUUUGGACCGCUGCUUUGUGGGAAGUCAAGAGAGUGGUACAAGGCACAAAACUGCCCCGGUAACAGCGAAAAGUUAACCAUCCUCAACGACUUCCCCAUGGAGGCAGAGGUGCAUUUCUCCUUUGAGAACGACAGUAAAGGAGAGACAUUCCUUUUGGACCCUCCCAGCAUGAGGCUGCAACCCAAAGAGAAGAAGAAGCUGAGUAUUUGGGCGUACCCUACUUCCACUGGCCUCCUGGAAGACAGUCUCGUCUGCUGCAUCAGGGACAACCCGGAGCCAGUGGUCUUCCAACUGUGCUGCCAAGGGGUGCAAGUGAAACUGGGGGUCAGCCCCCAGGAGCUGCGUUUCAACAAGCUGCUUCUGCACAGGACUGACACCCAGACCCUGGUCCUGAGAAACGACAGCCCACUGCCCAUGGCAUGGCAUCUCAGUGGACUGCAUGACCUUGGCGAUGACUUCUCUGUAUCACAAGGCAGGGGCAUCGUUGGGCCCCGCACAGACUUUGAGGUGAAGCUGAAUUUCAAGGCCGAGAAGAUUGGCAUCACGAAUAAGAUGAUCCGACUGGAGGUUUCAGAUACAGAAAACAUCCUGGGCAUUGUUCACGCUGAAACCAUCAAAGUCUCUGUGGAGGUCUACGAUGUUAAUCUGAGCAUCGACAUGCCUGAAGGUCCAGAUGGCAGCUUGGAAUUUGGAACCAUUAAUGUCCUGGAUAAUAAGAAGCACGUCCUGAGUCUGCAGAACAAAGGCUUAUAUGACAUUGAGUACAGUUUCAAGCUGACCACUGGAAGUGCCAAGAGGGGUGACUUGGAAUCUCCCUUCACUGUCCGGCCGCAGAGGGCUGUGCUGAAAGCCUCCCAGCCACCUGUGAAAGUUGAGGUCCUCUUCCACCCCACGACUGAAGUGUUUCUCGAGAGCAAACCCAUCCUGCUCUGCCAGGUCAUUGAUCUCAAAUCGGGUCAAGGAGGCGAGACCGUUGCCACCAUCCCAGUGAGGGUGUCGGCGAGAGCUGUGUACAGCAAGUACAGCAUCGAGCCUGCCUCGCCCAUCGACUUCGGUGCCAUGGUUAAGGGCACCAAGAAGGCUCAGCUCACUGUAGGCAUGUUCACUGUGUCCCCUUGCUCCGGCUCCAUUGGUCCUUGGGGCCAGCAGAAGAUCACAGUGGAUUGCAAUGCAGGAGCAGAGGGGAAAUGUGAGGAGCAGCUGUACAUCGACAUCAGCAACAGAGACCCCAAGGACAAUCCCCUCGGCAUUCCCUUUACCCUGACUGCCGAGUCCUGCUUCCCAGCGCUUGUUGAAGACGUCACGUCCAUCUUUGAGCAGUACCCGAUCCACAGCAACGUCAAUCUCUGCCAGACGUUACAGUCGGUGCAAGGCAACGGUGUGUUCAUCAGAGAUGAUAACAAAUUCAUCUUCACCAAAGUUCAGGUUGGGCAACGGGCCACGGCUCGCUUCAAGAUCUCUAAUGGCAGCAGUGUCCCAUGUGACGUGGUCCUCUCCAUCAAAGCCUUGCCUGGAGAGCCUCACAGCCUCAUCAGCAACAUCUUCAAGCUGGAUCCUGUUGAGAUGAGCAUUCCUGGCUUAUCCCACACCUUUGCUACAGUGACCUUCACUCCAGAACAAAAGGAAGACUACCAGUGCACUUUUACAGCUUCUCUUGUUAUCCCAAAAAGCAGCUCCGUGAAGAUGAAACCCCAACAGCUGACCUUCACUGUCAGUGGAGAGGGGCACGUGCCUCAGGUGACAGUCGAGUGCCCGGGCCUUGGGAGUAAGAGAGGAACCCCUGUGCUGCGCUUCAGGAGGCUCCUGCUGGGGGAUUCACAGACACUCCCCCUGGUCCUUCGUAACAAUGGCAUCGUACCCACAAAGUUUACAGUACAAGUAAUGGAUGAACAGGGAGUUUUCUUCCUGAAAGGCAGGCAGUCUGCACUCCAUGCCUUCCACACUGCAGACAUGGAAGAGAACUCCACUGGAAAAGCCAAGAAGCAUCCCAAGAAGCCUUACCUGCUCCUGGAACACAGCCAAUCAGCAGAGUUUGACGUGUUUUUCAAACCCACCCUGACCCAACGUCUGGAAGGGAAGAUCCAUGUGGCACUGUCAGGCAACAGUGAGAUCGACAUAGAGCUGGUGGGUGAAGGCUACGAUGAUGACUUCACCCUUGAUAACCUCCAUGGACUAGCAGAAGACAGCAAGGAGAGCAAUACUAAGGGUAAUCUGGAGGACAACAUCAUUGAGGCUGUCAGAGCGAAUCACAUUGAGUUUGGGGAGUGUGCAGUCAGGGAGCUCUGCGACAAGACCUUCACAGUCACCAACCGCAGCAAGGAGGAGGUGAUGCGGUUUGAGUGGCUGCUGGUAGACGCCCCAUUCCAGUUCUCCCCCAAGGUGGGACACCUCCAACCUGGCUGUGCCAAGGAUAUCAGAGUGACCUUGAAAUCCAACGUCCCGGUCACCUUCAAAGGGCACUCCGUUAAGUGUAAGGUGGCCAAGAUCAAAUACCAGCUGCCACCAGAGGAGGUUUAUGACUGGGACAACGAAAUGUGCACUGAGAAGUGGGAGGAUACCACCGAGAGAGUCCCAGGAGCCCGCUGGCCUUUGAAGCAGAAGGUGGUCAAGGCACUCCUGGAACCACCUCACACUGUCCUGAAGAGCAGCCACGAGGUCGAGCUUUUCCUCAGUGCUCAGGUUGACUACGCCGAGUUCAAACUGAACACGGUCGAGGUUCAACUGAAGCAGAUUGAGCUCUUCCAGACAGAGAUAAGCACUUUCCAGAUGUCCAAUACAGGGAAUGUAGCCCUGAAAUACUGCUGGGAGGGGAAUCUGGAGGAGGAAAUACCAUCAAAGAGUUCUGGGAAGCCGUUCUCGUCCACUCUGACACGCAAGUUAUUAGCUCUGGGUGGUGCCCAGGCCAUUUCAGUUGGAGCUGAGCCGGGCUCCAGGGACAGCCACGUACUGGGUCAGGACUGGGAAGGGGGACAUCAGGGCACCUCUCUCUCUUUCGGAGACUGGGAAAAACAAGGGUGGAACAACAGGAAACAGAGUUGUUGGGAACAAAGGAUUUUGUCUUUGAAAGAUGUCCUCUUCCCUCUUCCAGGUUAUUUCUUGUCCUCUGCUGCUGUGGAUCACUGGUACGGGCAUUGUACAAGGCAGAUGCAUGGGGCAUCACCACUCAAGUCAACUCAGCCCCAGUCAGCUCAGCCCCAGUCAACUCAGCCCCAGCCAAGUCUGCGCCUUUCAAAGCAGGUGUGCCACUCUCUGAAGGGCCUUAGUUCCUCCCUGGAAUUUUCUCCAAUUCCCGUCAAGGACCCACCGCUGUUCUCCAUCGAGCCCCACUGCGGUACCAUCCCUGCUGGCCAGAAUCAGAUUUUCCACGUGAAAUUCUGCCCGACGCAUGUGGGGAAAUUUAAGGCCGAAAUGCUGUGCAGACUUCCUAACCUGAAGCCAUCUCAGAAGAGCCCACGGGUGUUUGUGAUGGGGAAAGGCUGUUUGCCGAAGGCUGAUCUGAAACGCUCUACGUCACCACAAAAAGGUAAAACCCAGAGCAACAAACCCAAGAAGAAGGUGCAGCAGUCACCAAAAUUAGAGUGACACCAUUUGUGUCAUGGCUUCUCCUGCUCAUGGUUU
Molecule: messenger RNA, 9861 nt
Organism: Manacus vitellinus (golden-collared manakin)
Lineage: Eukaryota; Metazoa; Chordata; Aves; Passeriformes; Pipridae
Product: hydrocephalus-inducing protein-like
Exons: 60
Coding region: 1-9825 (3274 amino acids)
Biological process (GO): axonemal central apparatus assembly; cilium movement
Cellular component (GO): axoneme
Source: RefSeq, a predicted model, not a curated record